Molecule: messenger RNA, 2447 nt
Organism: Xenopus laevis (African clawed frog)
Lineage: Eukaryota; Metazoa; Chordata; Amphibia; Anura; Pipidae
Product: putative neutral ceramidase C
Exons: 21
Coding region: 147-2420 (757 amino acids)
Source: RefSeq, a predicted model, not a curated record
UCCCAGAAUUAUCUGGGUCUUGGUUACGCUGACGAGAAGCUCGUUAGGUAAAACCCUAACGAGCUGGAACCUGCUGUUCUUUCUUUACAGGAAAUACGACAAACACAGAAACCCUCAGACUUAUUUAGGGAGCUUUAGAAUUAAAGAUGGGGAAGAAUCUGAGUAAACUGGAGGUGAUCCUCAUUGUGCUGUUAGUACUGAGCGUGUGUAUUUGCAUUGGGCUCAUAGCCGGAAUCAUUGUCGUGCAGAACAACUCUAAAGGUGUGACAGCUACUGAUCUCCCACAAACAUCGCAAUCCCCCACUACAACGACCAAGCCAACAACAACAACAACUUCUACAACUGCCACAACAACAAGAAAACCCUCCCCAACAACCCCUGAUCCCUUCCCAGACUCCUACCGCAUUGGGGUUGGCAGAGCAGACUGCACGGGGUCAUUGUCUGAAAUCCCCAUGAUGGGAUAUGCAAAAAGUGGCCAGAUUGCUUCAGGGCUCCAUUUGCGGCAGUACAGUCGUGCCUUCAUUAUAGCAGAGCCUGAUGAUUCCAAACGGGUGGUUUAUGUCAGCGCUAAUAUCGGGAUGAUGUCCCAGCGUGUCCGUCUGGAGGUAAUGGAACAGCUGAAAGCAAAAUAUGGGAAUCUCUACAGACCAGAUAACGUCAUACUGAGCGCCUCCAACACCCACUCAGGGCCUGCUGGGUAUUUCCAAUACAACAUCUUCGUGUUGGCGAGCAAUGGCUUUGAUAGGCCCCAAACCAACGCUAUCGUGAAAGGGAUUGUUACGAGCAUUGACAGGGCCCAUCAGAACAUGAAGAGAGGGAGGAUCUUUGUAAACAAAGGGACAGUAGAAAACAGCCAAAUUAACAGAAGUCCAAGCUCUUAUCUCCUUAAUCCAGAAUCAGAGAGGCUCAGGUACUCCUCCAACACGGACAAAGACUUGGUCAUCCUGAAGAUGGUGGAUAUGUAUGGCCAGGACAUGGGAAUGAUCAGCUGGUUUGCAGUGCAUGCAGUCAGCAUGGCCAACACCAACAAACUUAUUAGUAGCGACAACCUGGGCUAUGCUUCUUACCUGUUUGAGCAAGAGAAAAAUUCUGGAUCUUUGCCCGGCAAGGGAUCAUUUGUUGCUGCAUUUUCACCCUCAAACCUUGGCGACGUGUCUCCAAAUACUAUGGGCCCUCACUGUGGAAACACAAAUGAGACUUGUGACAACCCGACCAGCACCUGCCAAGUUGGAGGGUCAGCGGCGUGCAUGGCUCUGGGGCCUGGGAAGGAUAUGUUUGAAAGUACCAAAAUAAUUGGAGAACAAAUCUUUCUAAAGGCUAAGGAGCUGUAUGAUAAUGCUUCCAAUGAGCUUGACAAGAAAGUGAGUUUCGCUCAUCAGUGGGUAGAUAUGAGUAACGUCACGUUGAUGUUGAAUGAUACUCACACUGUAAAAACCUGCAAGCCUGCCCUGGGGUACAGCUUUGCAGCUGGGACCAUUGAUGGAGCUGGUUCAAUCAACUUUACACAAGGAACAUUAGAAGGGGAUCUGUAUUGGGAUGCAAUUCGGGAUGCUUAUCUGGGAGCUCCAUCAAAAGAAACACAGGAAUGUCACAAGCCCAAACCCAUAUUGAUAAAUACAGGAGAGAUGGUGAAGCCAAUUCCUUGGCAUCCAACAAUCGUUGAUGUUCAGAUGUUCACUGUCGGGUCCAUCGCAUUACUAGCAUUGCCAGCAGAGUUUACAACAAUGGCAGGAAGAAGACUACGAGAAGAAGUGAAGAAGAUACUUGACCCAUCUGAAACCCUCAACACAGAAGUUGUCCUUGCUGGUCUCUGUAAUGUCUACACUCACUAUGUCACCACCUAUGAAGAAUAUCAGGCACAAAGGUACGAGGCGGCCUCUACAAUCUACGGGCCUCAUACACUUUCUGCUUACUUGCAGUUGUUCGGCAGUCUGGCCAAAGCUAUUGUACAGAACACAACAAAUGAAUUGCCAAUAGGCCCACAUCCACCUCUCAUCAGUGAGAACCUCCUUCCCAACAAUCUUCCACCUGUGCCACCAGACAAUACUCCUACCAACAAAAACUUUGGGGAUGUUCUCGUAGACGUCAACCCUCGGUAUCGGCCUGGAGAUGUUGUUUCGGUGACAUUUGUUGCGGCAAACCCACGAAGUGGAAUUGAUAAAAUGCUGGAUUCAUCAUAUGUCAUUGUAAGGAAAAAUAGAUCACGUGCCAUACUAUAUAAUGAUGCCUCUUGGGAGACCAGAUAUUACUGGCACAAAGGCCCCGACAAUCAGAGCAACGGCACUGCUGAAUGGCACAUUCCUUUAUCCACUCAGCCGGGAAUCUACUAUAUUGAGGCUUAUGGCUACUACCAACCCCGAAGCAGUUUUCCUGUUCCUCAAGUUUAUAUUGGUUCAUCUGAAUUGUUUCAAGUCCUGUGACGAAGAUAAAUAAAUUAAUAAAAAUGG